CCUAAACAUGGCCGCCAACAAACGGUUAUGUCAGUUAGUGAUCCAUAAGUGCUUAUUUUAACGCAUUUCCAAGUCUUAAAAUACAAAACCAACUACGGACCAAUUUAUAAAUCAAACAAUAUUUCCAGUUUGUUGCUAAUUUGGAUAUUAUUUCAUCUUUUUGCAACUCGGUCGCCGCUUACGCUAGUUAGCGAGCUAGCUUUUACAUAGGGAACAAUGACAGCUACUUCAGCAGGGAGCUGCCUUACCGCGAAAGGACUGGACAUAAGUCUGGCUGCCCUGAAACGACAAGACCCCUACAUCAACAAUAUCGUGGACGUGGCCAGUCAGGUGGCUUUGUACACUUAUAACAACAGGUCAAAUGAAUGGGAGAAGACAGAGGUGGAAGGAACACUUUUUAUCUACACAAGGUUGGCAUCUCCCAGGCAUGGCUUCACCAUAAUGAACAGACUCCGCAUGGAGAAUUUGACAGAGCCAAUCACCAAGGACCUGGACUUUCAGCUCCAGGACCCCUUCCUGCUGUACCGCAAUGCACGCUUGGUUAUCCAUGGGAUUUGGUUCUAUGAUAAGGUGGAUUGUCAACGAAUUGCCCAGAGAAUGAAGAUUCUAACCCAUCAGGAGCAGGUCCUUGCUCAGUCUCAGGGCGGCUGGCUGUUACCAGCAGGAGUAGAAGGAAGAAGAGUUGUUGGGGGAGGGGGAAGAGGAAGAGGAAGAGGACAAGUUGUUGGAGGAAGAGGAGGAGAUGUUGGAGGAGGAGGUGGGAGUGGGAGUGGUGGAGGGGGCGGCGGAGGAGGAAGUGAAGGGAAGGCAGUCGACAUCAUCCAGAUGCUGACUAAAGCGCGAACAGAGUAUGACAAGGUAAAGUGUACUCCAGAGCCAAAGGAAAUUGGUGGCAGCAGUGUUCUAUAUGGAAACCCUAACCUGAUCAAACCGAUACCUGUUAAACCAAACACUCAGGACAGUGAAGGUGCUGAACCCAAAUCUCUCUCUCUGGCCACUUUGUUUGGUUCUCAGCAUCAACAUCACCACUCAUCCAAAACGGCCACAGCCACAGCAGAACCCGGGUCAGCAGCAGGGAAAGGCUCUCGCCCACCAGUAGCCCGCACGCUGACCUAUGAUGACACCCUGAUAAACUCUGGCAGAAGUGUUCACAGAUCAGAUGGAGGGAGCAGGGCAGUAACUGGGGAGGAUGAUCAUCAUCAGCAGGAGCUGCUGCAGCACUGUCCAGCCAUCCAGAAGCUCAUGCAGGGACAGAGAGGUGUCCUUCAGACCCUGUCUGAGUCCCCCGAGAACAGGCUGUGUGACAACGGGGUGCCAAUGGAUCAUCAUCACCACCAUCAUCAUCAUCAACAGCACCAUCAUCAUCACCAUCAACAGCAACAGCAACAGCUUCAACAACACGACCCAAUCAAAAAACUUUUCCAAGCUCAACUGCCUCCCCCUCCUUCCUCGUCCUCCUUCUCCCCUGCUGCUCCCUCUUUUUGCUCCAUCCCGCCUCCCCACCCUCUGCAGCAGCACCCCCACCUCACCUCAAAGUCCUUAAUGGUGGAUUCUGGGUCAUGUUCCCACCUUCAAGUUCAACAAAACCAGCAGCUGUUUUUCAGCCUUUCUAAGCCUCAAACAGACGGUGGGCACAACAUUAUGUCAUUAUCAGCUCUACAGAAAGCAGGUCUGUCUUGCCAGAUGCCUGGUGUGGUGUCUCCUCAUGAACUCCUCCAAAAGCUCCAGUUGGUUCAGCAGGAGCAAAGCUUGGCUUCCAGUGAAGCUCCUCGACACUGUCCCGGAUUGGCCCCUCGGUUCCUGGGAUCCACUCAGAGUCAAAGUGCCUGCUCUGUUGUGGGUCCAGGCCCAAAUCAGAUUGCAGCUACUGUAGGUCAAAAGGCUGCUCCGCAGUUGCCAGUCAUUUCUGAGACCAUCUCCCCCCAUCAGAUACCAGCCACUGUGGCCCCCAACCUGCUCCUCUCUCCCAGUGUGUUUUCUCAGGCAAAGUCUGGCAGUGGUUCAUCAGCAGUUGCUCAGGAGAACUGCCAUGAGGUGCCAGUUCUGUCCAGGUCCCAGCUCCAAGCCACACUGCUGCACCUGAUCCAGACUGAUGGCUCAUUCCUGGACACCAUCCAUAAGACCUACGUCAGCCGUUGUGCUAACAACUCCAGCACCAAGUACCAAUGACUCUUGACACCCCCUGUCUAUACAUACUGUCCAGAGCAGUAAUAUGGAUGUACAACUUUUUCUUACACGCACGCAACCUGACUCCCUUCACUUCAAUUUAAGUGUCUCCACAUUUAAAAAAAAAAAAAAAAAAAAUGUUUUGUAUCCAUUUGAGGAAAUAAGAAACUUUUUUACCUUGUGAUGCUCAAAAAAAAUCUGAGGACCAUUUCUAUACUUGUAGUUCAGGGGAAAAUGUAGCCAAUACUGUACUUCACUCUCAAUGACAACAAAAUGAUCUGCUACCUCAGUCUCCCUGUACUGUUUUUUCAAGUGUUGCAGAAUUUAUUUUGUUUGUUUUAAAUUGUACAUAAAUGAACAAACAAGUCCUCCAAUUCUGAGAGCUCGUGCUCAAGAUAGGUUCAAACUAGUACAAAGUUUUCUGUACAUUUGGAAAAGAGUAUAUGUUUAAAUGUCAAGAGAAUUUUUUUAGACUUGAAUUUACAAUUCUUUUUUAAAUUAAACUAGAUUUUGCUUUCUGAAGGAAUUUUCAGUAAGAAUGUCUUACCCUUCAAAUGUUUAUCAAAAUAACGCUUUGCAAUUUUGACUUCUUUAUUUUUUAGCACAUGCUAGAUGUGAAAUCUACACUGUUAUUUUAGUUAACUUGGUUCAUUUGUGUUGUUCUCUAACACAUUUGCAGAAAGCUAAGUCUUCUUGAGUGUAUAUACAAUACAAUCCCAAUGUGUUUUUCAGAAAACAAGAAGGAAUAUCCGGUGCGUAGGAGACAAAGUCAUUGAACUUUUGCACUUUGUAAGUUAACUUAGUGAUCUGCUAAUUAUUUUAAUUACAUAUAAGUGUAAAAUGAUUUGGUCAAUCUGUCAAAUUGAAGAAACAAGGAAUUGGCCUGCACUACCUCACGGACAGUUAGUUUAGAGGUGCACCUGUGUUUUUACUUAGUAGUAGCAAAUACUUUUUGGAUACUUAUGCAAUUGGAAACUUGUCAGGAAUUUAUAGAUUUAGAAAUAGGCUAAUAAAACAACUCAUCAGAUGCUUUGUUGUUGGUGGUAUAUAGAAGUCAAUAAAUGAUUACUUGGUUAAAUUGUUUUAAAGCAGCAAAAAAGCAAAACAUAAGGACUCUGCACAUGCAUCCUGUUACAGACAAGUAUAGACAAAAAUAUAACAAUCACAUCAGAUCUGUUUUUCUAGAAAAAAACAGAUCUUUCAUGUUAACAAACACUCACUAAGUGCAAUAAAACAGUCAGUUUUAUUGAAAACAAAAACAACUCAUUUUCAGAAAAAAGAAAAUAUUUUUCUCCCUAUUUUUCUACUGAAGAAUCCAAAUGUAUUAUUCUCAUAGUACAGAAAACUCUGUCAUGUUGCAUUAUAUGUUUAUUGACAGUCAUGUGACAGAUGCCAAAGUUUUAUUUAAAUUUAAAGAUGUCAUCCAUAAUCUUUUUCUAUACACAUCAUUCAAAUGUUGACGAAAACAGUUUUUGUUUUUCAGGAAGAUUUUGCUUUCACAGAAACUGGAAUCUAUUUUAAUUGGAUAUUAAAUAUUCUCAUAUUG
This is a messenger RNA of Solea senegalensis (Senegalese sole), 3712 nucleotides long. It is a transcript of the gene dcp1b, whose product is annotated as decapping mRNA 1B. The transcript has 10 exons. Gene Ontology annotation, molecular function: enzyme activator activity; mRNA binding. Gene Ontology annotation, cellular component: P-body. The coding region runs from base 217 to 2169 and encodes 650 amino acids. Gene Ontology annotation, biological process: deadenylation-independent decapping of nuclear-transcribed mRNA; deadenylation-dependent decapping of nuclear-transcribed mRNA; positive regulation of catalytic activity. The record is from RefSeq and is a predicted model, not a curated record. Lineage: Eukaryota; Metazoa; Chordata; Actinopteri; Pleuronectiformes; Soleidae.